CUUAUAAAAAGGCCAGGGACCGCCGGAGAAGGAGCCGCAUACAAAGCGGGACAGUUGGGGGGUAUGCAAUCUAAACCCGCUUUGCGUCACAGUGAAAUUCUGACUCUCUUCGGCCACCGUACAAAUCCUACCGGCACGGGCCUGCUGGGAAUUGUAGUUUCUUGGCGCUCCCAGUGUUUCCCUGUCAUGGCUGCUUCCAGUUAGGUCUGGAACAUUCAUAUUUAAUAAGAGUAAGGGCUAUCAAAGCGAAUUGCAUGACUUUGGGAUUUACAGUUUGUUGCAUUUUCUAUGAGUGCUGAAGAUGAAUCGUACCAUAGGCCAAGCCAGUGACCCGCUGCAGUCAGAAGAUCAAGAAGUAGGGUUUGAUCCCCUGCAGAGUGACACAGGAAAGCAAGAGGAAUUCUCACCUGAGAAAAGAACAAACCCAGCUUCUGAUUCAGAACAAAUCUUCAUAUCUUACAGCAAGGAAUGGGAGGAACUCUUUGUAAACAACAAUUAUUUGGCAACAAUACGUCUGAAAGGGAUUAAUGGACAGCUGAGAAGCAGCAGGUUCCGGAGUGUUUGCUGGAAGCUGUUUCUAAAUGUUUUACCCCAAGACAGAAGCCAAUGGAUAAGUAAAACGGAAGAGUUAAGAACAUUGUAUAAAAAGAUUAAAGAAAUACAUAUUACAAAUCCACGAAAAGCUGCUGGCCAGCAAGACUUAAUAAUAAAUAAUCCCUUGUCACAGGAUGAAGGGAGCCUAUGGAAUAAGUUUUUCCAGGAUAAAGAACUUAGAGCAAUGAUUGAGCAAGAUGUCAAAAGAACAUUCCCUGAAAUGCAGUUCUUUCAGCAGGAAUAUGUAAGAAACCUUCUUACUGAUAUCCUUUUUUGCUACGCUAGAGAAAAUGAACAUUUGCUGUAUAAGCAGGGGAUGCACGAGUUGCUGGCGCCCAUUGUGUUUAUUUUGCAUUGUGAUCACCAGGCUUUUUCACAUGCAAGCGAGGCUGCAAAACCAAGUGAAGAUAUGAAAGAACUUUUAAAUCCUGAAUAUCUGGAACACGACGCAUUUGCUCUUUUUUCACACCUUAUGAGGAGUGCGGAGCCCUGGUUUUCAACUUUUGAACAUGAUUCACGGAAGGAAAAAGAAGCAAUACUUUCAACUAUGCCAUUUGCUAGACCCCAGGACAUUGGCCCUUCCAUUGCUAUUGUGUCCAAAGUGAACUACAUUCAGGACCAGCUACUGAAGAAGCAUGACAUAGAACUCUAUAUGCAUCUAAAUAGACUGGAAAUUGCUCCUCAGAUAUAUGGAUUGCGAUGGGUGAGGUUGUUAUUUGGAAGAGAAUUUCCACUUCAAGACCUCCUUGUUGUAUGGGACGCACUAUUUGCAGACAGCAUUACUUUAGACUUAGUUGAUUACAUAUUCAUUGCCAUGCUGUUAUACAUUCGGGAUGCCUUAAUCUCAAGCAACUACCAGACAUGUUUGGGCCUUCUGAUGCAUUAUCCCCCGAUUGGUGAUGUUCACUCUCUCAUUCUCAAGGCUCUGUUUCUCCGAGACCCAAAGAAAAACCCAAGGCCAGUGAAUUACCAGUUUCAUCAAAACCUUGACUACUACAAAGCACGCGGGUUGGACUUGCUGAACAAAUCACGUGUCAACUCCAAGCCUGGUUCAUCAGCCAUGGUCAAAGUGUCUAGCAGUUUGAUGAAUUUUGGUCGGAAACUGAUUGGCCCAACGGUCCCUACUGGAGGUGCAAUGAGUCCCAUGAUGUCUCCCCAGAACAACAAUGGAAGCGGCUUCAGCAGCAGCAACAACAGCAGGAGUAUCAGCUCAGGUCUCACAAAACCUCUGCCAAACCAGUUUGUGGAUGAGUCUAAUCCACACCCCUUCCCAUCCAUGCAGCAAAUGCAACAAACGCAGCGCAUGAUGAAAUCAGAGAGUAUGCCAGUGCAACUCAGUAAAGGCCAAAGCUCAAAAAACAUCAGUUCGUCUCCCAGCAUUGAGAGUUUGCCCGGGGGCCGUGACCACACAGAUUCUCCUCCUCCAUCAGCUGGGAAGAAGGAGUCCUUUUUCAGCAACAUCUCCCGCUCUCGUUCCCACAGCAAAUCCCAAGGCAAAAAAGAAAAUGAAGAAGAUAUGGAAGCUCAGAUUUCAUUCCUGCAAGGGCAGUUAAAUGAUCUGGAUGCAAUGUGCAAAUAUUGUGCAAAAAUAAUGAAUACACAUCUUGGACACAUUCAAGAUGUUAUAUUAGAAGAAAAGCUGGAAAAAGAAGAUAAAAUCCAAGUGUCCCUUGCAGUACUGAAACAGAUAAAAGACAUUUUAAAAGGAACACUGCGAUUCAACCAGAGUCUCCUUGAAGCUGAAGAGAAUGAGGAGAUCUCCAUCACUGAUGAUCAUUACUGCUCCACCAUGCUCAGAAAGAGUGAGGAGAUGAGAGGGGCACAGGAGGAGCCUAGGCACCAACAGGCUAUAGCUGAAAGCUCUGAGAAUGCCGCUAGCAGCAAGUCUGAUGAUUACAUCCUGAUCCCUCGAGAAGACAAUGGGAAUGCUGUGGCCGCUGGCUUAGAACUAAAACAGGAUGAUGCCUUAAAAGAAGACAAAGUUCCAGCAGUGACCAAUCAGAUUCCAUCUCGUUCUUCAUUGGCCUUCUCCGAUCCUCUUAUGGCUGGAACAUCAUCUUGCAGUUCUAGUCCUGAUGAUGACAGCAGCAACAAUAGCAAAGAUUCCGACUUUACCAUUGUCAGUCCACUAGACAUUUAACUGUAGCGCUUAACUGUAGGAUCUUUAGUUCCCCUUGUUUCUUUUUGUAUGAUGUUUUAUAACAUCAUCCCUUAACCUGACAAUGUAAUAAUAAUAUAUAUAUACAGAAUAACUGUUUUCUUUGACUGACAGAAGGGGUUAAUAAUUUGUGUAUUUCAGAGCACAAAUGUCAGUACAUGAAAAAUAGCCAUUAUUGUAAUUUGCCUUACAUGUAUAUUACUGAUAGCAUGUGUCUUCUGAGGUCUUUAUGCAACUGGGGGAAUAGACAGAGGAAGAACAUUGCCCGAAUGAAUGUGUACAUUACACAAGAACAGAGGCUCCUUGUGCCCACAUUGUAAGUUUAUUUGCCAAGUUCUCCAUACAGGAAUCCCAUUUAGAACUUGAUCAGAUACCAGUAGGUUGGUUAUACACACAUCCCUCAUGUAUUUUUGAAGCAUCAAAAAAUAAUAUUUUUACUUUUUUUUUUUUGUUUCCUAGUUCUGAAAAAUCAGGAUGGAAAAAAAACGAUGUUGCCAAGUGUUGGGGUUUUGUAACAGGGACUACUGUAUAGCUAAAGGUAAAUACAGAUAUUAGCUUUUGUACAAUAUGGAUUCCAUUAAAUACUUAGCUUUGGUGUUGGUUUUUCUUCAGCAGCCUCUAUAGGAACAUAGAGAAUUAGCCUUGCAGUCUAACACCUUGGUUCCGUACAAUGCUGGGAAUUGUUCUUUAGUUUUUAUUGGAAAAGUUCUGAUUUAUUUUCUUAUCUGUUCCCAGAAACUGUAGGAUGUUGGUAGUUAUGCAGAGUUUAAAUUACAGUCAAGUGAAUAAUCGUGUAAUCCUAUAAACUGCUAACUCCACUGGCACUAUAAGUUCCUGUAGCAGCCAGUGUAUAUUCCCUAUGUCUGUACUAUCGGGGGCAGAUAUAUUGGCAGUGUAAAACACUUUUUUGUUACAGCGACUUCCGCCAGAAAUAACGGCCCCCAAGCUUGGCAUUUGGAUAGCAUAAAAUAAAACACACCUUGAUAGAUUCACCAUUUAUUUUACACAGCUUUUUACACCAUUUUUUUUUUCAGCAAAUUUUAUUUUACACAGCAUAAUAAAUAUGCCCCUUGGUUGAUAGGACAUAAAGUACAAUUCUUUUCCAACACAACUGAGCAGCAUUCUAGCCACACAUAUAUUAAUAGUUAUCUUAUUACUGUGCAGUUAUCUGUCAUUGAAAAUAAAAUAUGAACUUGUGUGUUAAACCUCUUAAUGCUAGAAAUAUGCAUUGGUGUGUAAAGGAGGCAGGAUAUGUAGGGGAAUUGUCUGUCCUAAUAGUAAUGAAAUGGGCAUCUACAUAGAUUAGUGUUGCAGGAUACCCUACAGGAGAACUGCUGAGUGGCUACAAUAAGCACAAGACACUCAAUGUAGGAAGAGACAACUAAACAAGGUGCUGCUUUCCAAGUACAUUCGUCCCCACCUAACCAUAUAGAGCCCUUCCCUUAAAAAUCUGCUGAGGUUUAGUUGUUAAUUAAUAAAAUUGGCACUGCCGGGUUUCCUCCUACUGAUGGUUUCUCCAAGGAUUGUGUUUCAUAUAUUUAUAUCAUGGCAUGAGAAGUAGAAAAGCACAUAUUGACAUUCUGGUAUUUUUCAUGGGGCCUGAUAUAAACUUAUGUUUCCAAUUGUAUUAUGAGAUAUAAUUCUACUUUUGCACUAGUAAUAAAAUAGCGUAACGGGCAGUGAAAUAUAGGAAAGGAAGAUUCUUGGAUAUAAGUGUAAAACACUUGGAUAAAGAUGUGCUCUUGCAUAUUUAGUAGGUGCUGUCAUUUCACCCAUACAGGGAUUAGGCAGGUAUAUAUGGCCAAAUACUGAGUGGCCUCUCUGAAGAACUGCUGCAGAGUUUAGGGUAGGUAAACAUUCUGAUCACCAAAUGAUAGGAUGGUGUGCCCACCCGAAACACAGAGACAAAAUAACCUCUAGUCAAUAAUCUUCUCUGGCUUUCCAUGGUCUCCUUUCAUGGGUUUGUUGUUUAUUCAAUAACCACUAGUUAUCUUUUACCUCAGGUGAGGGACCCAGGGUUGGUGAGUUGCCUGGAGCCCCUUCUCCAUCUUACACUCAGCCUACACUUCCCUUCUAGAUAUGCCUUCUCUUCUUCAUGGUGCUGUCCCUUUUACUAUGUGCCAUGCUUGUAAAUGGAAGCCACAGAUGGCCCUAGAGGGAAGCACAGCCUUGUAUAAGUCAGUAUUUGCCUGACUCUCAAAUUCGUCUUCAAAUAUUUGGUCAGGUUUCCCUUAGCUCAUAACAAGGCUACAUUAGAAGGCUGUAUUAGAUACUGAGCUAUAGUUUUGUAAACAUCCAAACUAGUGCGUUCCCCAAGUCUUACUCUAAUUGUCCUUUAGGCUGAGCUCCCUAAAUAUAUAGAAGAGCAAAUGGGUUUUCUUCUGAAAUCACUCCCCAGCUGGCCAUCCUGCUGGGCUCCCAAACCAGUGCUUACAGCUGUUUUGUGAAGUUAACCAAAUAAAUUGGGAACCCCUUCCUUAAGUGUUUAUUGUGUGUUAUAUCCAAAAAAAAAAGUACAAACACGUUGACUAUAUCAUACCAUAAACACCUACAUGUGUGCAUUGCCUCCUCUCUCAUUCUGCUCCUCAUUGUCAUUGUCCAAACACCCUUUGCACACUGUAAAGCCUAUUAUAGAUUAAGAUACAACGAGGGACAAAUCAAUAUACCUCAUUUAAACUCUGAGAAGCCAUGCAAGCUCCUUGAAAAUGUGCAUAAUGUUUUCCCAGACUAGAUGACUGUGUAAUCGUACGACAUGUAAUGUAAACUUUAGCAUAAUUAUGCAUGAGCAAGAGUGAUCAAAGGACACAAGUAGGGGAGUCCAUCCCUAGUAGCUGCAGAGAGUAGCAGCAAGGAACCCACCAGGCUCUCAGAGGAGAUGGCUGCCAAUGCUGAAAUCCCAAACUUUGCUUCUCACUUAAGCUCAUUGUGUAUCCUAAUGUGAAGCAUAGUAUGCCAAAGCACAAGUCCCACUUCAUUGCCAUUCCCAAAGGCAGCAACCUAACUUCAGUUGCUCCAUAAAAACUGUAUUUUCAGCCCCCCACAUUAUCUAGGGAUGGCACAUGUAUGUCAGUAUGAAUUCCAAAUGGGGCAGGUUAGUAUUGCUUUCAUCAAUGACCUAAAAGUGACAAUCAACCAUCAUGGGAUUGCUUUAGGUUACUGCUCCAUUGUUGGUAAGUGAGGGCUAUUAAAGGGAACCUCUGGGUCAAUCCAUAGCAAACUUGCCAGAAAUUUAAGUGGCCCCCGUGAACUCAACUUGUCUCCAACAAGAAACACAAUAGCAAUUGGAGUUGUUCCACCAUUACAGUGUCUCUCAGAUUAGUGCUCCUAUAACAGCUCUUGUACGCUGCACCCCAUGCUGUACCCCACACUGAUUAUAUAUACACACCAUAAAGUAAAAUUGCACUGCCCCAUCCAUUUUUUAUAUAUAACUGUUAUACAAUGACUGCCUAUACAUUUACAAGGUUCCACAAUGUCUGCUGGAAAGCUUCAAAAAUAAUUUGGCUUGGGGAAUUGUUAUGUGCCAAGGAGCUGUACAUAUAAUGGCGCUUGUCUCUUUCCUGUGACUGCCGACUGUAGCCUUAAGCUGAUGUACAAUAAGAUAUGAAUGAACAUGGCAUUCUCUCUCCAGCACAUGUAUGUGUGUACGUAUGGCUGUGCCACUCAUUCCGCUGCCUCUGUUCAUACAGUGUCUGUAUUCUGCUGCAUGUCACAAUGGAUAUGUCUGCUGCUGCUUCUGAAAGAAAGACUUUCAUAUAUUAUUCUAUCCUAAAAUGUGCCUGCUGAAGAAAUCAUCUUCUAGGCAACUCAAUAAAUACUGUACAUUUCAAUUAA
This is a messenger RNA of Xenopus tropicalis (tropical clawed frog), 6583 nucleotides long. RefSeq names its product TBC1 domain family member 5 (gene tbc1d5). Lineage: Eukaryota; Metazoa; Chordata; Amphibia; Anura; Pipidae. The coding region runs from base 302 to 2734 and encodes 810 amino acids. Gene Ontology annotation, cellular component: cytoplasm; autophagosome; cytosol. The transcript is spliced from 22 exons. The record is from RefSeq and is a predicted model, not a curated record.